AUGAGUACGCUUGAUAUUCCAAUAAAUGAUAUCGAUUACGAAUCUUUAUUCGGUGGAUUUGAUGUUGUUCCGGACAACAAUACAUCACCAACAACUGAAAAUGAUAAUGACAGUCGAAUAUCGAACACACCUCCAAUGACAGCACAAUUGAAUAACAAUUUAAAUAUUUGGCCUUGGGUUACGGACAGUCCACUUUCCGAUGAUCCAAAUGGUGAACACUAUGAUAUAACUGCGUUGAUUGACGAACAAGAUUCUAUGAUGCUUGGCGAUAAUCUGACAGAUUCGGAUAGUUCGACAUUGGAUGAUUUACUUGCAGGUUUUGAUCUACCUGAAUCACAAAAUCCUGAAACAUUACAACAAAUUUCAUUAUUAUCACCUUCUUCAAUUCAAAAUCUGUAUCCGUCAUCUUCGCCAAUUCAAAAUCCGUACCCGUCACCUCCUCCCUCGGCAAAUAUCAUUUCCUCUCCACCACCACCGCCUAUAUCAACUCAGCGACCUGUACUUUUACCAAAGCCGACAGUAAAUCAAACAAGUUUUCUUCCACAACGGCAGCAAAUAACAAGUUGUGUUAAACUUCAAUCCUAUGCCGGUACAGCAUCUACAGGGCCAAAAUGUGUCAAAAUCGAACCCGUUAUCAACACAACACUACCUGCACAGUCACCACCGGCUAAUAUAACAAUAAUUACAACAUCAAAACCGAUUACGGUCGCAAAAGUACCCGUAAUCAAGAUGCCAUUAACAACAACAGCAGCAGCACCAAUUACAAUUGUUAAAACAGAAGCUGACGUAAUCCCGACAGCCAAUGUGAAACGUAUUACAACUGUAUAUCCUAACCCGAUGAAUAAUGAGAAUACACCAGUAAAUACUGGUACGUUCAUCAAAACAUUGAAUGGAACAAAUCCAAUGACUUCGCCACCAACCAAACGACGACGUUCAGAAAGUUCGACGAAUCAUCAACAAUUACCUGUUCAGUCAUCAGAACUGACAACCUUGACACUUGAUCAACUGAAAGUUCAAUAUGGAAAUGUUAGCGAAGAGGCAUUAAAGAAGCAUCUCCGAAUGAUUAAAAAUCGUGAAUCAGCAUCUUUAUCACGUAAACGACGUAAACAGUUAAUGGAAAACCUUGAAGUCAAAGUGAAAGAACUCUCGGAUGAAAAUGACCGAUUAAAAAGUGAAAAUACCAAGUUAUUAACACGUGUGCACACUUUAGAAAUGGAGAACGAAUUGUUGAAAACAUAUAAACUCGGAAAUGGAAUAGCAUCGCCACGUGCUCGUAAACCGUUGAUACUGAUGGGUAUCGUUCUUUUGGUUGUGCUCAAUAUCUUUACAUUAAAUUCUUGGGUACCGAUCUCCACGGAGUCGUCAGGUUCGAUCGCAUUAUAUGAUAGACAUUCGGGCUAUAAUAGCGAAGGAACAAUAAUCCGUGGUCGAACAAUUCUUAGUGCUGCUCGCCGUAGUAGUGAUGAUAAUUCUUAUGUAGCUAGUAGUGAUACUGAUGAUGGUUCGAAUGGGAAUAAUGAUUCAUUGAUUAUUCCCACAUAUCCGUUCUUGCAAUGUGUAGCUUUUAUUAACAAAACUCAUUCACAACGAAUCAAUCAGGAUCUUCAUUCAUGGGUGCAAGAUCAUUAUCGUGAUGAAGGAAAACCCACUGAUAAAAAAAAACCGGUUACAAUAUCUGAUUCGAAUUCUAUAAGCAUUCCCGCAACUCCCGAUGUGACUUCAGUAAGUGAGUCUCAAGAUCAACAACAGCAUAUAUCACGAAAAGUUGCGUUACUCAAUCGACGAUCAUCGAGAAUUCAACCGGAAACUCGAGGACAAUUACAACCGUACAGACGCUAUGAACCAAACAAUGAGGAUUUCAUUCGUGCAAUUGAUCGUAAGAACGACACACUAUAUUUCGUAUCAUUCAAUCGCGAUCAUUUCAUUUUACCUGCAACGGUGACCAACCAAACCCAACGACCAAAAAUGUCACUAAUUUUACCCGCUUCGGUUACACAUUUAAACAAAUCAAUUCAUGUUCCAGCAAACCAUGUACCUAUGAUUCAGAUCGACUGUGAGGUUGAAGAUACGAAAUUGGUUUUUGUUAAACGCGGCCAUAUCCCAUCGUCUUAUCGGCAAGAUCUCUUUCGAUAUUAUUCAUCAGUACCGCAAACAACUGUCUAA
This is a messenger RNA of Adineta ricciae, 2163 nucleotides long. NCBI's taxonomy places the organism in Eukaryota, Metazoa, Rotifera, Eurotatoria, Adinetida, Adinetidae. The record is from the annotation of a GenBank genome assembly.